UUCGUGGCCUCAUCUGUCAAGCGAUGCGUUUAGACAACAGGAUUUCUAAUAAUACAACUGGCUUGGAUGGGAAAGUUCUCUGGAGGUGGUCCUGGUCACCCCAGUAAGCUAGGAGCCUCACCAACUUGGGGCCCGGAGCCAGCACUGGUGCCCAGAGUCCACCAUGGAAGGCCUAGGCCUGGUGCCAGACUUCCACGCACCUUGCACAAUGGCAGCCUUUGGUCUUGAACUCUAGGAAAUGACCAGGCAAUAUUCCGCGUUGGGAGAGGAAAAAACUCCCCCUCCACAAGGACGAUAGGGGGAGGGCUGGGGUUGGGCCUCUGGGCUGGACACACCCUCGGGUCACACUGGGAGGUAGCCUGGUCAGCUGGUCCCAUUGCUGCGAUGACCAGAGCUGUGUGGGGCUCACAGCGGUGACGGGCGGCUCUCCCAGAGACUGGGGACCCUGUGAAGAUCUUGCCCUUGGGCACAAAGCAAGGAUGCGUGAGAUCGUACACAUUCAGAUCGGCCAGUGUGGCAACCAGAUCGGAGCCAAGUUCUGGGAGGUGAUUGGCGAGGAGCAUGGGAUCGACUGGGCUGGAAGCUACCACGGGGAGAGCGCCCUGCAGCUGGAGAGGGUCAGCGUGUACUACAACGAGGCCCAUGGUAAGAAAUACGUGCCCCGAGCAGUCUUGGUGGACCUGGAACCUGGAACCAUGGACAGCAUCCGAUCCAGCCGACUGGGGGCCCUCUUCCAACCGGACAGCUUUGUCCACGGUAACUCUGGGGCCGGCAACAACUGGGCCAAGGGCCACUACACGGAGGGGGCCGAGCUGGUGGAGAGCGCGCUGGACGCGGUGCGCGCCGAGGCCGAGGGCUGCGACUGCCUGCAGGGCUUCCAGCUCGUGCACUCGCUGGGCGGGGGCACGGGCUCGGGGAUGGGCACGCUGCUCCUGGGCAAGAUCCGCGAGGAGUACCCCGACCGCAUCCUCAACUCCUUCAGCGUGAUGCCCUCGCCCAAGGUGUCGGACACGGUGGUGGAGCCCUACAACGCCGUGCUGUCCCUCCACCAGCUCCUGCAGAACUCGGACGCCUGCUUCUGCAUCGACAACGAGGCCCUCUAUGACAUCUGCUUCCGCACCCUCCGGCUGGCCACGCCCACCUACGGCGACCUCAACCACCUGGUGUCCCUGACCAUGAGCGGCGUCACCACGUCGCUGCGCUUCCCGGGCCAGCUCAACGCCGACCUGCGCAAGCUGGCCGUGAACAUGGUGCCCUUCCCGCGCCUGCACUUCUUCAUGCCCGGCUUCGCGCCGCUCACGGCCCAGGGCAGCCAGCAGUACCGCGCGCUCUCAGUGGCCGAGCUCACCCAGCAGAUGUUCGACGCCCGCAACACCAUGGCCGCCUGCGACCCCCGCCGCGGCCGCUACCUGACCGUGGCCUGCAUCUUCCGGGGGAGGAUGUCCACCAAGGAGGUGGACGCGCAGCUGCUCGCCGUGCAGACCAGAAGCAGCAGCUGCUUCGUGGAGUGGAUCCCCAACAACGUCAAGGUGGCCGUGUGCGACAUCCCGCCCCGCGGGCUGAGCAUGGCGGCCACCUUCAUCGGCAACAGCACGGCCAUCCAGGAGCUCUUCGGCAGGAUUUCCGAGCACUUCUCGGCCAUGUUCAAGAGGAAGGCCUUCGUGCACUGGUACACGGGCGAGGGGAUGGACAUCAAUGAAUUUGCCGAAGCCGAGAGUAACAUCCAGGAUUUGGUGUCCGAGUACCAACAGCUUCAAGAUGCCGAAGCAGUUCCGGAGGGGAAGGAGGAGGUCGGGGGGGAGGCAGAAACGGAACCAGGAGAUAAGGGGGAUUAACCACGAGAGAAGCUGUGUGGGGGCAGCCGCGGCGUGGAGUCACGUCCAGUGUUCUCACCUAGGAGGAGUGAGUCCCCGCGGCCGUCCCCGGCCGGUUCCGCACCGCAGCACCGCGAGCCACACGCAGCCACCCAGUAUUAGCUUCGACACAGGACUGCGCGGGUGGGGCAGUACUGAUGGGCAGUGGGGUCUUCUGCUGGCACCGACUAACCUUGAAGAGCUUCAUAUUCCCUGCCCACUCUAGUCGCUUCUUUUUAAUAGCCAGGUGAAUUUAUGGUAAAGCGCUCCCUCUGUUUAAAGAUCUGGAUUGGCUAUUUGCUGUAUGCCUAGCACCACGCCAGGCAUCAGGGCUCCACACGUGGACGCGUGGGGAGCCACUGCAGUUGAGGUUAAAUUGUAAACGCUGUAGCUACGCUGGUAAGCGUCCCGGGAUUUGUACUUGGCAUCCCGGGCUGCUAAGGCUCUUCCUGCAGGUGCUCUCUUAACUUGCUGCCCGCAGCCCACCUGCUCACACCUGCCGGCCUCCAGAAAAGCCAGGUGACUGCUUGGCGUGCGGGAGGUUCGCAGAGGUAAAUGGGCUUCAGCGUCCACUAGUAAAUUGUGGAGACCGUGUGUAUGUUUCAACGUACCAACUGCAAAGGGUAAAAGGGAGGAAAGGAGAGUGGCAUUCCUUCCCUCAAAUACCCGGGCAAAAAAAUAAAAACCAAAAACCAAAAAACGACAAGCAAAACUCGACAACUCCAAUCCUCUGAUCUUUAUGUCUGAAGGGCUAGCUUUUAACAUACGUGUAUUUACAUACUUUUAAGUUUCUUAUUAAUGUUUGAUUCUGGGAAUACAUUAAUCAUCAUCUUUGGUUUUCCUUGUAAAGGCUAUUUCGAAAUGCCCAUUUCACUUUCAUGCGGCGAUCACCUCCUGAAAGCUCUCUAUAGCUGCUCUGUUCUUUAAAAGGGCACAGGCGCGCUCGGCAACCAUUCAAACGGAGGAAUUGAGCAGCGGUGGCUGCGCUGUCCUUUGCGGUUACGGAGGACAUCGUCUCAUCAGGGAACUUCUACAGUUCAAAUUAAUUUGCAGAAGUUGCCAUAAAUGUUUGCAUGAGGAUGCAGCUUUCACCAUUACAUGAUUUUAAUCUGCUCACGUUACAACAGGACCAGAUACACAAAAGCGUAAUCAGAUCAUCCAUAACUUCUUAAUUACAGUUUACCUAUUCCUGACAUACAGCACUACCAUCCCUUCCAGCGCCGUAAGGGUUUUAAUGGCCUUCUAGAAUUACCACGGAGCUGUCCUAUUUGAUCCACGGGUAGCUGGUGACAGGAGGAAAUAUUUACUUGCAGGCAACUGGAUUUGCUCUGUAACCUGCAGUAAGGAGGUGGCCGGUGAAUGGGUGACAGCAGCUCAUUCUGAGAAACUUCACUCUUUUCAUGUAUGUCUCAUGAGGAAGUAACUAAAACAUGUACCAAGAGAAAAUUAAGUCUCGCUGUUGGUAUCAUGACAAGUCUUCUAUUUCCAGAAUUACAAAAAAAAAAAAAAAAAAAAAAAUUAAAUACUUCCUACUUGUGGUUCAAAAAGCACUAAAAACAAAAGUAGAUUUAAAAGUAGAUUUAAGGAACUGCACCUAAACUACUCCUACUUUGAAGUUCAUAACUUCCUUAGAUGCUAAAAAGACUUAUAACCUGUGAUUACAUAAGAAUUUACACACAUGAUUCCUCUAGCACUUUUUUUCAUUUUCUCAAAUCUAAAAAGGUAAUUAAAUAGAUGCAAGAAAGGACAAAGAUCUAAAUUAAAAAAAAACCCUGCUAAUUUAUAUUACUGUAAAGAUUUUUGUUUGCUCAACAGUAAUCAUUAAAAUAAAAAGAAAUGCAAUUUUAAAUGGCUAAAUUGCUUUAUUUCUGACUAAAUAAAUUCCUUUUCUUGGAAUUCUAACCGUCCAGACUGAUUAAUGUGAGUAGUUAAAAAUAUUUUCAGAAUGCAUCUCACCAUCCUACUCUUUCGUAUGGUAGAAAUAGAUUAAAAAAAAAAAAACCAAAAGAACACUAGAAACCAAAAGAAAUCUGUCCCCUAUGAUUUUGAAGAGCCUAUUCCUUUAGCUGUACGGUUGCUACAGUGACAUUGGUCUCUCGGAGACCAAGACGGUAGAAUCCGAAUUUUAGAGCUUGUCCGAUUCCUUCACUUCACACACAAGAACACUGCUUGAGUGAAGAGACUGAAUCCCUCACAAAUCACUCAGGUGGUCAGUGAAAUACCCACGACAAGAUCUGAUCAGGGCCCCCUGGUAAUCCGGACACAGUGGUCCUGCCAGCUCCCAGCAGGGCAUGAGGCAGGGCAUCACAGUAUCGGUUCAGGAUUUUUUAAUCACAGAGAAAGAGCCUCAAAGAAUCUUUACUGAGCAGUGAAUCUGUCCUUUACUCAGUUGACUUUUAAUCCUUUCCAUACCACAAGCCCUGUCCCUAAGUCUCGUCUCUAAUUAUCCCAUUUGCCUCCCCAAUAAAUGACUUCUCUCUAAUUAACUUGGCUGGAGAGAAUUUAGCCCUUUGCCUAUCAGUUACUUUACUUGCCUGCUACCAAAAAGGCCCCACGGCCUUGUGAUCCAUUUAUUCCUGUCCCUGUAAUGAAAGAUGCCUCCUGGUACCUUAACUGUGGGGACCGGAAGCAUGACAACUGAGGGGCCUUGACUUCAAAAGAGCAGGACAACAGCCUGAGGCACAGGGGCUCGUAGGCUGCUUCUGUCCAGCCCUGCGGCUCCUCCUCGUGUGCCCCACGCCAAGAACGAGAUAAAGCCUGUAGGUCAAGUGUCCAGGGCAGGAAGUCCUCUCCAGAAGCCAACAACAAAGGCAUUUUCUUGCACUCAUCCUUGGCAUGGCGGAGUGGCCGUGAUAAAUUGUUAGCUUAAGUACCAAGCUGAGAACCUGUCCUGGGGCAGAAGCUGAACGGUGUUUCAACAUUUCCUGUCCAAGUGUAACUCUCUUAUCUCCACAAGUGGGUAAAAAUCAAACAGUUAACUUUGCAACUUUGUAAACUUUGGGGUUUUACCCGCCAACUGCCUUCAAGUUUCAAAGAAAGAGAAAAACACCCCACUGGCAACAAUUCUUCAACCCUAAAUAUUUAAUAGGUAAAUGAAUCACCAUGAAAACACCAUGCACCUGCUGUAAUGAUCACGCCCUAGACCUGCAGUCCAGAAGCUUAGAUUUUCACGUCAGCUCGGCCAUCAACUCGGUAAGCAAGUUCCUGAGUGGCUUUGCCUCACUUCCUAUGAGAAGUGCUCCCAGAAUAUAAAGAUUCACUUAUAAGACAAUGUGAAAAGUUAUCUUGUGUUUAGUGAAUUUCAACAAUAGUACUUCUCGGUAGCUUUGAAGUGAACAGAAAAUGAAUAUUACAAUUUAGUAUUUCUUCUUCUCAUCUAUGCUUUCCACAAUUAUCCGCACUCAGCCUGCAGAGUGGCACCCCCUGGAUACGCCUGCCUGCCCAGAAGGACGAGGCCAGCAGACAACCCGCCCCACCCCUGACCCCAACCCACUGCUCUGACAUGACGUCUGCAAUUCAAAGGUAAGGGGCAAGACAGCCUCAAUGACGGCGCCCAAU
This is a messenger RNA of Balaenoptera musculus (blue whale), 5411 nucleotides long. RefSeq names its product tubulin beta 1 class VI (gene TUBB1). Lineage: Eukaryota; Metazoa; Chordata; Mammalia; Artiodactyla; Balaenopteridae. Gene Ontology annotation, cellular component: microtubule; cytoplasm. The transcript is spliced from 4 exons. Gene Ontology annotation, molecular function: GTP binding; structural constituent of cytoskeleton; GTPase activity. The record is from RefSeq and is a predicted model, not a curated record. The coding region runs from base 480 to 1835 and encodes 451 amino acids. Gene Ontology annotation, biological process: microtubule cytoskeleton organization; mitotic cell cycle.